AGAGAUCUGGGAACGAAAAUUUCAAAUACAAGAUGGAGAGCGUUCCAAAGGAGUUGAGAAAUCUUCGAGCAUGUCUCCUGUGUUCUUUAGUAAAGACCUUAGAGCAGUUUGAAUACGAUGGCUGUGACAAUUGUGAAAAAUAUCUCAGACUAAAGAACAACAAAGAAAAUAUCCUUACUUGUACAAGUGCAAACUUUGAUGGAAUUAUAUCCCUUAUGACACCAGAAGACAGCUGGGUGGCAAGAUGGCAACGAAUUGAUACAUUAGUAAGAGGGUGCUAUGCAAUAUCCGUGAGUGGUAAACUGCCAGGUCAUGUAGUACGGGAACUCAAGGCUAGAGGUGUUACUUACAAAACUAGGGACAGAACCAACCAGUAAAGAGCCUGAUCAGAGUUGGAUAUGGCUGGUAAACUCUACUAGAUGUGUCUUUGUGAAAGUGUAAUCAACAGUUGUGGGAUGGAUAACUGGUACAGACACAAAUUUGAAGAUACUUCUUGUUUACUGCAAAGCUGUAUAGACAUUUUCACAGUUAUCUGACACUGUGCAGUACAAAGUAUUUUCCUCUUUUAUUUCAUGGUCAUAAUGAGGGUAUUAAUAUUGUAAGUAGCAAUAGGAGUAAAAAUGCACAUCAUUGGUCAGACAACAUCUCAUAUGUAUUGAACAUGACAUUGCUGUAGUUCAUGUUUUGAUUAGUGGCAACUUGUCAGCCUGUUGUAAAGAGUAUUCAUUAUUUUUUAAGAAAUUCAGUUAAUAAAACUUAUUUGACCUGAA
Pocillopora damicornis (cauliflower coral) is the source of this 770-nucleotide messenger RNA. RefSeq names its product transcription elongation factor SPT4-A. Lineage: Eukaryota; Metazoa; Cnidaria; Anthozoa; Scleractinia; Pocilloporidae. Gene Ontology annotation, biological process: regulation of DNA-templated transcription; transcription elongation-coupled chromatin remodeling; transcription elongation by RNA polymerase II. Gene Ontology annotation, cellular component: DSIF complex; nucleus. Gene Ontology annotation, molecular function: zinc ion binding; RNA polymerase II complex binding. The record is from RefSeq and is a predicted model, not a curated record.